UUAGGAACACACCACAUCAAGACAAGCGAAGAUGGCGGAUGUGUUGAGUGUUCUCCGUCAGUAUAACAUCCAGAAAAAAGAAAUCGUCGCCAAAGGAGAUGAAGUUAUUUUUGGAGAGUUCUCCUGGCCGAAAAAUGUCAAGACCAACUACAUAAUCUGGGGUACUGGUAAAGAGGGCCAACCCAAGGAGUACUACACGUUGGACUCUAUCUUGUUUUUACUCAACAAUGUGCAUCUUCCUCAUCCAUCCUAUGUGCGGAGAGCUGCAACAGAGAACAUCCCUGUUGUCAGACGACCUGAUCGAAAAGGCUUGCUGUCAUAUCUUAAUGGCGAAAGUUCUACAUCAACAAGCAUUGAUCGAAGUGCACCCAUAGAAAUAGGUUUGCAAAGGCCGACACAAGUGAAAAGAGCAGCUGACGAGGUAUCUUCUGAAGCCAAAAAACCAAGAAUCGAGGAUGAAGAGCGAGUGCGUCUGGAUAAGGAGCGUCUCGCUGCCCGUCUGGAGGGCCACAAAGAGGGCAUUGUGCAGACAGACCAAAUCAGAUCUUUGUCUGAGGCCAUGUCAGUGGAGAAGAUUGCAGCCAUUAAAGCCAAGAUCAUGGCCAAGAAACGUUCCACCAUCAAAACAGAUCUGGAUGAUGACAUCACCCUGAAGCAGAGAAGCUUUGUGGACGCCGAGGUGGACGUCACCAGAGACAUUGUCAGCAGAGAGAGGGUGUGGAGGACCAGGACAACCAUCCUGCAGAGCACUGGAAAGAACUUUUCCAAGAACAUCUUUGCCAUCCUUCAGUCAGUGAAAGCCAGAGAAGAAGGUCGGGCGCCAGAGCAGAGACCAGCACAGAACACUACUCAAGCAGACCUGUCUUUAAGGAACAAGCAGCCUGUCCAAGCAGCCUACAACAGAUACGAUCAGGAGCGAUUUAAAGGAAAAGAAGAAACGGAGGGUUUCAAGAUCGAUACCAUGGGCACAUACCACGGCAUGACUCUGAAGUCAGUGACGGAAGGAGCAUCUGCUCGGAAGGCCCAGACCCCUGCUCUCCAGCCAGUCCCACGUCCAGUUUCACAAGCCAGACCUCCACCAAAUCAGAAAAAAGGUUCCCGGACGCCCAUCAUCAUCAUUCCUGCCGCCACCACCUCACUCAUUACCAUGCUUAAUGCUAAAGAUCUUCUGCAGGAUCUAAAGUUUGUUACACCAGAAGAGAAGAAGAAACAAGGCAUCCAGCGAGACAACGAGGUUUUACUUCAGAGACGCAAAGAUCAGAUCCAGCCUGGUGGAACGACUCUAAGUGUUACUGUUCCUUACAGGAUCAUUGAUCAGCCUCUUAAAUUGGCUCCACAGGACUGGGAUCGAGUGGUGGCCGUGUUCGUGCAGGGUCCUGCAUGGCAGUUCAAAGGCUGGCCGUGGCUACUGCCUGAUGGAUCUCCUGUCGACAUUUUUGCCAAAAUCCGAGCCUUUCAUUUGAAGUAUGAUGAGGCAAAAACAGACCCAAACGUGCAGAAAUGGGAUGUGACCGUACUGGAGCUGAGCCGCCACCGGCGCCAUCUGGACCGACCCGUCUUCCUACGUUUUUGGGAAACCCUCGACAGAUACAUGGUCAAACACAAAUCUCACCUCAGGUUCUGAGUCCAGAUAACAGCGUCCAUCUCUGAAAAUCCUACAAAUGUAUUCCCCAACCUUUUAACUCAACCCAGUCGUCCUCCUGCAGAGGACUCUUCUCUUAUCCAAGCUGUCUUUUCCUCCGUCUUCCUCCAACGUGAUGCCCACUCUUAAAGCUGGAGGACACGUGAUUCAGCAGACUUCCUCCAACACUUCCUCUUAGACUCCUGAUGUGAGCCACUGCAAAUAAUGCUCUGGACACUGAAGAGGGGAUAUUUUGUGUGGUUUUGUUUCUGUUUUAAUUGUUUUCUAAUGAUUUCAUGUAGUCAUGCAAAAAUACCAAAAUGUUUUAUAUAAAAGUUUGCUGUGGAAACAAAUUAGCUAACAUAAAGGGGUCUGAGGAGAAGGAGGGGUUGCACGUUAGUGACAGUGAAUUCAGUUCUGUAUAGAUGACGGGGAACAGCAAAAUGACUCAGUACAUACACACGAUUUCCUUUACACCUAUCCUCUUUUUUUAUUUGGGUGUAUGUGGUCUGAAUGUACAUAAAUGUAUGUUAAUACUACAGAUAAAAAGCUCUGUUCUGGCUCUGUAUGAUUAUCUCAGUUGGGCAGUCUGUUCUUAGCUCAGUUUCUGACAGAUCUCCUGGUCAUCCAAUGACCUUUAAAGUGUUCUUUUUCUUCUUUGUUGGUGUUGUGCUAGAGGAGACAGAAGAUGGAAGGUAUUGCUUUAAGGCAUCACAUGGAAAUAGACAAUAAAGCCUCAGAGAAACAUUAA
Molecule: messenger RNA, 2372 nt
Organism: Cheilinus undulatus (humphead wrasse)
Lineage: Eukaryota; Metazoa; Chordata; Actinopteri; Labriformes; Labridae
Gene: cdc73
Product: cell division cycle 73, Paf1/RNA polymerase II complex component, homolog (S. cerevisiae)
Exons: 17
Coding region: 32-1624 (530 amino acids)
Biological process (GO): positive regulation of transcription elongation by RNA polymerase II; transcription elongation by RNA polymerase II
Cellular component (GO): Cdc73/Paf1 complex
Molecular function (GO): RNA polymerase II complex binding
Source: RefSeq, a predicted model, not a curated record